AUGAGCGCUCCAGAUAUCCAUCAAGUUAACACUAGACGUCGCCUCAAAAUAGACAUCCACACCCAUAUUCUGCCGAAACAUUGGCCUGAUUUGAAAAGAAAAUACGGGUACGGUGGAUGGAUACAACUAGAUCACUAUGAACAAGGAAAAGCACGAAUGCUUCUCGACGGGAAAAACUUUAGAGAGAUAGGUUGCAACUGUUGGUCAGCAGACGAAAGAGUACGAGAGUGUGACACUGCCGGAGUUGAUGUACAGGUUCUCUCGACGGUUCCUGUAAUGUUUUCCUACUCAGCCAAGCCUCAGCAUACCCUCGAUCUUGCUCGAUAUCUUAACGAUCACAUUGCACAAGUAUGUGCCGAGGACCCUAAACGGUUCGUUGGAUUAGGCACAUUACCUAUGCAAGCCCCUGAAUUGGCAGUAGAGGAAUUGAGAAGAUGUAUUAUUGAUUUAGGAUUGGUGGGAAUACAGAUAGGAAGCCAUAUUAAUGAUUGGAAUUUGGAUGCUCCAGAACUGGAACCUAUCUGGGAGGCAUGCGAAGAACUCAAUGCUGCGGUCUUUGUGCAUCCAUGGGAUAUGGAAAACAAAGGAAGAAUGGAAAAAUAUUGGUUUCCAUGGCUAGUCGGAAUGCCAUGUGAAACAACAAUAGCCAUCUGUUCCCUGAUAUUCGGUGGCGUGCUCGAACGCCAUCCUCAAUUGAAAGUCGCUUUUGCCCAUGGUGGAGGAUCAUUUCCGGCUACGCUUGGGCGUAUCAUCCACGGGUUCAAUGUCAGGCCUGACUUGUGUGCAGUCAAGAUAAAAAAAAAUCCCUUAGAAUACAUCAACCGAAUCUUCGUCGACUCUUUGGUGCAUGAUGAGGACACUCUCCAAUUUCUAGUCAAGAAGAUGGGCAUUGAUCGUAUUAUGCUCGGAAGUGAUUAUCCGUUUCCUCUUGGUGAGCAUUGUCCAGGUAAACUAAUCGAUCAGUGUGAUUGGCUGAGUGAAGAGGAUAAGGAGAAGUUGUUGGGGAUAAACACAUUGAAAUUCUUAAAUAUUGAGCAUAAGAAAGAUUUGUUUUUGAGAAAAUAA
Messenger RNA from Paraglomus brasilianum, 1065 nucleotides. The record is from the annotation of a GenBank genome assembly. NCBI's taxonomy places the organism in Eukaryota, Fungi, Glomeromycota, Glomeromycetes, Paraglomerales, Paraglomeraceae.